GAACUAUGAGCUGGAAAUCAUAAUGAAAGUGAUAAUGAGGUCUUCACUGGUUUCGAGAUUAAUUAUCUUUUUUGAAGAUAUGCUUCAGACGAGCCGUUGUAAAACAAGGCGGCGUUGCAGUGGCGGUGGCGAAGCAGAUGCGAUCAGUCGACGGAAUUCUGUUACGAAUGCGGAUAUUACAAGGAUUAUGAAUGGCGUAUCUCUCGAAGAGGGAAAACAAGCAUCGUCUUCAUUGUUGCGUGAUACAGGUCAACCCUCGUCAAGCCGGUCAAAAGAGGCGAUUAGCAGCUCUUCGAAAGGCUGCCUAUUGCUCACAGUACUUGUCAUUUUUCUAUUCGUAACGCUCAGCUUCGCCAUCGCCUGUUUUCUCUACUAUCAAACAUUACCUUGUACAUCAGAAGAGUGCGUAAUGACAGCGUCACGUCUUCUGAAACGAGUCGAUCAAAGUGUCGAACCGUGUGAUAACUUCUAUCAGUUUGCGUGUGGUGGAUGGAUAAAUCAAUCUGUAAAUCUUAAAUAUGAUUCCUGGAAUACACUUUAUGAAACUCAACGGACUGCACACGAUCAGAUUGUACAGGCUAUGCAUAAAAUUAACGAUGGUUCUUACCCUCUUCCAACAAAUGCUGGAGAGAGAGCGGCUGCAAAAAUGUAUGAGCAAUGUAUGGAUACUGACACUUUGGAGCAAACAGGCCUUCAUUUAUGGGAACGAUUUGUUGACGAGCUUGGUGGUUGGAUGCCAGAGUUAAAGAACGGAGCAUUGGAGCAAGAAGAGAGUUUUGAAAUUGAGUUGGAUGAAGAUGAGAAGAAGAGAAGACGGUUUGAAAUUGAAGAUAUCAUUCUAAGCGCAUUCAAUUAUUCCGUUUUUCCAUUGUUUUGGGCAGGAGUUGAAGUUAAUUACUUGAACUCUAAAGAACACUUGAUUACGAUCUAUGAGCAACUUCCUAUCCUUCUGGCUCCAGAAAAAUAUCACUAUAACAAAGAACUUACCCCUGAAAUGAUUUAUGGAAAAAUGGAGGGUCCCCCAGUGACAAGAGCUCUGCAACAGGUUGGAGAAGAGCUCUCGGCGGUUCUUGGUUUUGAUUCGACUGAUGAAAAAGUUCGAAUGAUGAUUGCAAAUAUGAUCUACCUCGAGUACCAGAUCACUAUGGCUGGUUCUACUUUCUACAAAGAGAAAAAAGAGCGAUAUACGGUUGUGAUGCUUCGAGAACUUCAAGAAAUUGCGCCAGCUAUCAACUGGCACUACUUCCUGUCGCGCCUCGUCGGUGAAAACUUGUCACACUCGGAGCCAAUCGCUCUCAAAACGGGUACCCAAUGGAUUCCGAUUCUCUCGGCAAUCGUUGAAAAAUUGAAACAAUCCAGAAGUGGAGUGGCGGUAUUAAAGAAUUACGUGAAAUGGAAAACUAUCAUGUUCCAUUUGGCAUAUGCUUCACCUAAAUGUCGGGAUGGACUACUGUGGAUGGCGGUUUCAUUGUACUCAGGAGCUGCUAGUCAAAGAAAAGAGUUUUGUGUAUUGAGAUUGUCAGGAAUCUUUCCGUUGUCAUUGCCAUCGAUCUUGAGGAAAAUUGACGGAAUCGAUCAUACAGAGAAGAAUGUAAAAGCCGUUCAAAACAUUGCCGACCGAAUACAGGAAAAAUACGAAGAAAUGGUCAGAUCCAGCAACUUAUUUUCGGACAGAGAAACUCGUGAAAAUGUCAUUGACAAAGUGAAUAAUAUGACAAAGUUUAUUGGAUUCCCUGAUGCAAUGCGAAGUGACUAUGAAAUGGAGAAGGAAGCCGUUAGACUUCAUGAUACUCUCUUCUGGUCAAUGGUUCUAGGAAGUUCAUCGGUAUAUAAAGAACGUCUUCAAAGAUUGAGACUUCCCGUUGAUCCGAGAAGUUGGGUGGACACACGGCCUGCGAUUUCGGUUCCAGCACAUAAUUAUGAACGAAAUCUAGUGCAGAUUCCAUUCGAUUCGUUAAGACUACCAUAUGCAGAUGAACAUCAAUUAGAUUUCGCCAACUACGCAGGAAUCGGAACAAUCAUUGGACACGAGCUUACCCAUGCAUUUGAUGGACAAGGUAAACUUCACGGCCCAACUGGAAACCUUGGCGUUUGGUGGAGUACCGAUUCAAUUCGAGAGUUCAAAGCUCGCGAGCAAUGUUUCGUCAAACAAUACGCAGGAUUAAUGGAUUCACAUGACAUGAAUGCUGCUAAGGAAGGUCUCUACGAAAACAUUGCCGAUCAAGUUGGACUUAAAGUGGCUUACGAGGCAUGGAAGUCUAACGGAAAUCAGAACAGCGGACGGAUGCCUGGAUUAGAAAAGUAUUCUCAAGAUCAGCUUUUCUUUUUGGCCUACACUCAAGGAUGGUGUGCUCUCAGAUCAAAGAGCUAUAAGUUACAACCACAUAUGGAAGAGAGAAUACGAAUGCUUGGCUCCCUACAAAACUCUCCAGAGUUCGCGUCAGCGUGGAAAUGCUCAUCGGAGAGUUUUAUGAAUCCGCCCGAUAAAUGCUCCAUUUGGUAGAUUAUAUAUAUUUCAUUAUCGUUAUUAUUCCAACCCCUUCCUCAUCAAAAACUCACUCAUUUGCACAUUCUUUAUUACUUUUUGAUCUCUUCUUCAUAUUUUUGCUAUUACUCUUUUCUUUUUUUCAUUUUAAUAUUUGGUUGUGUUCGCUUAUUCAGCUGUUGAUCACCUUCAAUCAUUCCUUUGUUUUUCCUGACAUUUGGGUUCGGAAUUCUAAAUUCUGAAUCUGCAAAAAUUCCUUUAAUAAUACCUCAGCUUUACCCCCUGAUUCCCAUGAUUCCCCACUGACCAAAUGCCGAGUAGCAGGUGUAUUUUCUCCCAUCCAAAUGUUUUUAUUUUUAUUUUUUCUUAUUCUGCUAAUCGAAUCUAAUCUUUGAAUCUAAAUCGAAAUCCUAAUUUGAUUAUUUUUACUUUUUUUAAAAUAUUUUGCAAACAUCCGAUUUUCUCUAGUCUCUCUCCGUACUCUGUAGGAGUUCUUCACAAAAAACUCUUCUCCCAACACAUUUUCCGAUCUCCAUGUCUUCAUUUGAUGUUUCUUUGAUAUUUUGAUUGAUGACAACUAUAACAUCAGUUAAAGAAUAAAGUUAAUCCGACAAAU
Molecule: messenger RNA, 3101 nt
Organism: Caenorhabditis elegans
Lineage: Eukaryota; Metazoa; Nematoda; Chromadorea; Rhabditida; Rhabditidae
Gene: nep-26
Product: Neprilysin
Exons: 14
Coding region: 188-2503 (771 amino acids)
Biological process (GO): proteolysis
Molecular function (GO): metalloendopeptidase activity; metallopeptidase activity
Source: RefSeq, marked reviewed